Molecule: messenger RNA, 1497 nt
Organism: Stylonychia lemnae
Lineage: Eukaryota; Ciliophora; Spirotrichea; Sporadotrichida; Oxytrichidae
Source: the annotation of a GenBank genome assembly
AUGGAGAAAUAUCAGAGUCUCAAAUCAAUGAUACUAUUAGCACUCUUGGGCAUCAACCUUGAACUGUCCAGUCAAAGGCUCUAGAUUCUGAGUCCAACUUAACUUCAAGGCAAAUUUACUGGUAAAAUAUUGCAGUUUAACAUUCGUUCUGAUUAGAUGGAUCAAUCAAAGCAAGCUAUGCUAACUUCGGCUAUAUCCCAUACGGCCACUCUAUUGUAAGAAUAUGCUUAUAUUAACUAGCUUAACAACUUAAAAUAGAUUGGCAGGUUAUACUAUGAUGCGGAUAAUCAUUACGGAUGCAAGGAGUUUUCACAUUAGGAUUUCUAGGUUGACUAUGAUGGAGAUAUAACUCCGUUCUAUAUUGUCGAAAGAGGUGGUGGAUGCUCAUUCGUCACUAAAGUUAGAAAUUUGGAAAAUAUAGAGGUGUCUGUAGUUAUCAUAGUCAAUGACUCUGACAAGGAGGUAGAAGAUAUUGUACUAAGUGAUGAUGGCACUGGUGGCGGUAUUAGAAUUCCCUCCAUGAUCAUUACUAAAACUGAUGGUAAAAAAUUAAUAGAUUUUGUGAAAAGAGCUUCGCAAACGGAACUUGACCAAUUAGCUCUUAUGGCCGAAUUUAUGAUGGAAAAGCCAGACAAUAGAGUUGAGUAUGAUCUAUGGUUUACAUCAUCAAACGACAGAGCAUUAGAUUUCAUUACAGACUUCUAGUAAUACGAUCAAAAAUUCGGAGAUAAGGUACUCUUUACCCCUCACUAUGUCUUUUGGAAAUGCCCAUACUGUGAGAAAAAGUAUCUCGAUAAUGAUUGCUAUGCUAAUGGUAAAUAUUGUGCAGUCGACCCACAAGUAAAUAUGACUGGCAGAGAGAUUAUCUAAGAAGAUUUGAGAUAAAAAUGCAUAUAUGACAAAGUUUAUGGAUCAAAUAAGAACAGAUUUAUGUGGUGGACCUAUAUUAAGUAUGUUCAUUAUAACUGCUAUUCAACCAUCAAUGCCGAUUGCUCAAAGAACGCUCACUAGAAAUUAGGGCUCGAUUUCUAGGAAACUUAAAAAUGUGUUGCAGACUCCUUUUCAGACAGUAAUUGGGAUUUAUCAACAACUACUAAUAAGGUAAUUGAUUCUGAAAUAGACUACUGGAAGCAAUACGGGAGCGGAAUCUUCCCAUCAAUAGUCAUUAAUAACAGGACAUAUAGAGGAUAAAUUGAAUCACUUGCAGUGUUCAAUGCUAUUUGUGCUGGAUUUGAAAUAGCUCCAAACUAUUGCCAAAGUACUCUAGGUUCAUAUACUCCUGAUUUCUUAGACAAAGGUGAUGGUAUUAAGGGUAGUGUAAUUGUUCUCAUAGUUCUCGCUCUAAUUUUCAUCAAUUUCGUCAUUGUGUAUUGCUAUAGAAGACAUGCCAAGAGAGAAUUACAGUAAAACAUGCAGGUUCAUAUUGAAAGCGCCGUCAGCUAAUAUUUCGCUUUGUCCUAGCCAAAAGAGUCCAAAAGCAAGUCCUAUCAGAAAUGA